CCCGAAAGAAGCGUAAGAGUAAUAACAGACCCAGUGUUAUGCUUGGAGAGACUGAAGUAAACUUUGAAAUACGUGAUACGAAAUUGGAUCAAAGAUAUCUAUGCCUGACCCACUGUUACUAAGAAAACAACAUCAAGAGAAGAGAUCAAGGGCCGUCGUGACACAGAAACAAUCGAAGCCAAAGUUGAUACUCCCAAAAUCUUUAUCGCCUGAAUAUGCCGUUGUGCUGCCAAAAUCAUAUAUCUUGAUAAGUUCAGAUGGAAAGCCGCCCAGUAAAGUCCGUCAAGAUAUUGAUGUACUGAAACUGGUUGAACAAGCAGAAGGAGAAAAGGUUGAGUCGCUCUAUGAAAGGUACUCGUGCAACAUUUGCAGUGUUAAAUUUGCAAAACGAACACUGUUUGUUAAACAUGUGAAAAUGCAUACGUACAGGUGUGAGACUUGCCUGAAACCCUUUAAAAGUGAGAUUGAUCUUGACCUGCAUUUGAAGACCCAUGGAUCACAAGAGGACGUCAAAUUGGAAUAUCCUUGUAAUGUCUGCAAUUAUGUCAGCAAGAAUAAACGUAUUCUUGAGGCCCAUUUCAUAAGAAAACAUACAGACGUUUACAAUUUCUCUUGCGAGGUAUGCGGAAAGGCGUACAAAAUAAAAAAUGACCUAAGAACGCAUGUGAUCAAGUAUCACAGCGGAAACCCACCUGUAGUAUGCGACGUCUGUGGAAAAUCAUGUGUUGAUAAACACACCUUGAAAGUGCACCAGAAGUUUGCUCAUUACAAGCCACAGUUCAAAUGUUCUAUUUGCCCAAAACGAAUGGUAUCUCAAGAAAAUUUGGACCAGCAUGUUCAGUGGCAUAAUGAAAAAGUGAUAUGCGAAGAGUGCGGCAAGACAUUUUCUGAAAAAUGUUCAUUAGCAGUUCAUAUGAGAACACAUACUGGCGACAAGCCCUACCCUUGCCCCGUGUGUGAGAAAUCUUUCGCUCGUUCCGGUGCUCAAAGGCAGCAUAUCCUAACUCAUACUGGUCAGCGUCCUUAUGUAUGCGAUAUCUGUGGCAAGUCGUUUACGCAAAAGCCUGGAUUGAUUUGUCACAGAAAGACACACCCAGGGCCAUUACCUCCACUUCCGCCAUUAUAUAUUGAGGAUAUAUUAAAACAGUUUGAAGCAGAUUGCCUCGACAAAUACAAAAACUCUCCAGAGAAUAAAUGACUUGUAAAUACAACAUCCUUCCUCUAAUAGCAAAAGUGAGGUAUCACUGUACCGCGUAAAUUUGUGUAUAAAUAUAAAAUUCCAUGCUCCAAUAAGCCACUGU
Neodiprion fabricii is the source of this 1301-nucleotide messenger RNA. Its product is annotated as oocyte zinc finger protein XlCOF6.1-like. The transcript is spliced from 2 exons. The coding region runs from base 101 to 1198 and encodes 365 amino acids. Gene Ontology annotation, biological process: regulation of transcription by RNA polymerase II. Gene Ontology annotation, cellular component: nucleus. NCBI's taxonomy places the organism in Eukaryota, Metazoa, Arthropoda, Insecta, Hymenoptera, Diprionidae. The record is from RefSeq and is a predicted model, not a curated record. Gene Ontology annotation, molecular function: RNA polymerase II cis-regulatory region sequence-specific DNA binding; DNA-binding transcription factor activity, RNA polymerase II-specific.